CACUCAGGGGGAAGAUCCAACCUUUUCCCGCCAUUACCAAAACCAUCCAAUGCAACCCCAUGUCUGCGGAAGAUCGCUCUCUCAACUCCUUAGCAGACGCCCUCCAAUCUCCCAGAUCAAGCAAAUUCACGCGCAGAUCAUCGCUAGGUCACUCGCAUUAUCACGUUGUUCUCUGACUGACUCACUCAUCCACUGCUACCUUCACUCCAAGAACCUCAGUGUUGCGAGGACCUUAUUCGACUAUUAUCCUUCGCCUUCACCGCCAACUCUGUUAUGGAAUCUCAUGAUUCGGGCCUACUCAAAACUCCAGUAUUGUUCAGAGGCCAUCAGUCUUUUUCGCCAGAUGCUCACUGCUCGAUCUGUACCUGAUGAGUAUACCUUCACUUUUGUGAUCACUUCCUGUGCUCACCAAGAACUGGCUGUACAUGGGCAGACUGUUCACGGGAUGGUGAUAAAAAAUGGGUCUUUGUUGAAUUUGUACGUGGCUAAUUCUGUGAUCAGUGUGUACAGUGUUUUCGGUAUGGUGGAUGAUGCGUACAGCGUGUUUGACGAAAUGACUGAGCGAGACGUGUUUUCAUGGACUAGUUUAGUGUCUGCGUAUGCUAAGAAUGGGAAUAUGCGACGAGCAGGUGAAUUUUUUUGGGAAAUGCCGGUGAGAAAUGAUGUAUCUUGGGCUGUGAUGAUUUCGGGUUUUGUUAGUUGUGGGAGGUACACUGAUGCCCUUAGAUAUUUUCAUGAUAUGUCUUGCGAACUGAAGCCUAAUGAGGCUGUUCUUGUUUGUGCGCUCUCUGCGUGUGCUAAGCUCGGAUCGUUGGACCAGGGAAACUGGAUUCACGUUUACAUGGAUAAAAAUUGUAUUUCAGAAACUUCUAAUAUUAUGACUGCGCUUAUUGAUAUGUAUGCCAAGUGUGGGAGGAUCGACUGUGCAUAUCGUGUUUUUGACAAGAUUCCGAGACGAGAUGUUCACAAUUUUACUAGUAUGAUAUCCGGGUUAGCAAUUCAUGGACUUGGUGAAGAAGCUAUACGUGUGUUUCAGCAAAUGUUAACUGACAAAUUAAUCCCUAAUGAUAUUACUAUUCUGGGGGUUCUAAAUGGAUGUAGCCAUUCUGGUCUUGUGCAGCAGGGCUCUUCAAUUUUCUAUAACAUGGAGAUUUUGUGGGGAAUUGUGACUAAGAUCGAGCACUAUGGUUGUUAUGUUGAUUUGCUCGGCCGUGCUGGCUAUUUGGCAAAGGCAUUUGGAAUAGUCAAAACCAUGCCCCUUAAUCCAGAUAUAGUUGUAUGGAGGGCUUUGCUUAGUGCUUGCAGAAUUCAUCGUGAUGCUGAUUUUGGGGAACGCAUAAUUAAUCGUUUAGAGCAACUUGACCCUCAGAGUUGUGCUGGAGCUGAUGUGCUGCUUUCCAACUUGUAUGCUUCGCUAGGAAAAUGGGAAAAAGUUGCUCUUCUUAGGAAAACGAUGGACAAGCAGAAGAACCAAUCAGAUAUUGGAUGUAGUUGGAUAGAGGUAAAUGGUGCUGUUCAUGAGUUUCGAGUUGCAGAUUUGCUCCAUCCACAGAUAAGAGACAUUAGACAGAAGUUAAGUGAAAUACUGAAGAGAGUUGGGCUAGUUGGCUAUGCUGCUGAUGCCACACAUGUAUCAUUUGAUUUGAGUGAAGAAGAUAGAGAGCAAGCAGUAGCUUGGCAUAGCGAAAAGCUAGCAAUUGCUUUUGGGAUCAUGAAUACUCCGCCUAGGACUUCUAUAAGAAUAGUAAAAAAUCUAAGAACAUGUGAGGACUGUCACACUGCUCUGAAGGCCAUUUCCAAAGUUUACGACAGAGAAAUUGUUGUUAGAGAUCGUUCUCGUUUCCACACUUUUAAAGAAGGAAAGUGUUCGUGUAAGGAUUAUUGGUAGUGGUCAGUUCCCAAACAUGACCAAGGAGAAUUGGUGCACACUGUAUAUUCAGCUUCAUUUGGUUGCUAUUCCUCAGUGGUCAAGUGGAUCUCGGUUUAACACAAGUUUGAACUGUCUGGCAAAAGUAGUAUUGCAGAGCUGUCUGGGGCCGAAAAGUUUGUAGAACCCAUCAAGAAGAAUCUAUUGCAGACACUGCAUCAUGAAAGUUGCACGGCAGAUCUACUACUGCUCCACUGAUUAGCUUGUUUAUGCUAACAGGACAAAUAUUUGUGUUGUGUAACUCAUCCUUCUCCAACUUCAGACAUCUUUGAGCUACUUCACAGGAAAGGUUGGCACUAUUAUGUCUCAAUACCAGGUGGGAUCUUGAAUCCUUUGCCGUUUCACUGAAGACUGGAAACGAGAGAACUAGUAAGCCCGACUAAACCUCACAUCAGCCAUUCAAGAACUUGAAGUCAAAACUUUCCCAGAUGUAUGACACCAUAUCUUUUGGCUAUUUUACAACGUGCUUUGUUAAGGGAUCAAUCUGCUCACUCAGUUCUGUUGAAGCUCAGGAAAAAAGCAUAUAUACACGGAAGAAGUAAAAUGCUCGCACGCAUGGGGAACGGUGGAUUGGCUGAACAGAGGGGACGCGUGGUGCAAAGAUAAGUGCAACGACUACGGUGCGAUUGGGAUAUGCGUUUGGGACGCCACCCAAUUGUUUUUGGAGGGAGAUUGUGAAUGUUGGAAAUAGGGUUUUUUAAUUGCUAAUAAUAAUAAUAAUCUCAUUAUUAUUAUUAAGAAAUAUUUCUCAGAAUUAUUUUACUAAUUUACUCUCUCAUUUCGUUGGAAAAAUAAUGAAUUUUU
Sesamum indicum (sesame) is the source of this 2731-nucleotide messenger RNA. Lineage: Eukaryota; Viridiplantae; Streptophyta; Magnoliopsida; Lamiales; Pedaliaceae. The record is from RefSeq and is a predicted model, not a curated record.